AUGUCUACAACAGCGGUUACUGCGGCGGCAACGCCGGAAGGAACAGUGACUAAGCCUCUUGGAAUGCGAAAAAAUGGCAAGCAAUGGCAUGCUCCGAAGAAAGCUUUCCGUCCUGGUUCUGGCCUGACACCGUACGAGCAACGGGCGAAGGCCAGAGUUGCGCAGGCCGCUGCGAAGGCUAAGGAGAAGGAGUUGAAGGAAGAAAAGGAGGCAGAACGGAAGAGACGGAUACAAGCCCUGAAAGAAAAACGAGCGGCAAAGGAGGAGAAAGAGCGAUAUGAGCAAUUGGCGGCCAAGAUGCACAAGAAGAGGUUGGAGCGGUUGAAGCGCAAGGAAAAGCGCAACAAGUUGCUCAACUCAUGA
Molecule: messenger RNA, 363 nt
Organism: Thermothelomyces thermophilus ATCC 42464
Lineage: Eukaryota; Fungi; Ascomycota; Sordariomycetes; Sordariales; Chaetomiaceae
Exons: 3
Coding region: 1-363 (120 amino acids)
Source: RefSeq, a predicted model, not a curated record